GCGAGAGCUGCGGGAGGGCUGGCGCGCCGCCGCCGCCUCCUCCUGCUGCCGCCCCCUCCUCUCCUUGGCCGGGCUCCCGCGGCGGCGGGCGGCGGCGGCGGCGCUCAGCCCCCUUUUCGUCUGGACUGGGCAGCCGCGUCGGCCGGGCGAGCGAGCGAGCGCGCAGGGAGCCCAGGAGAUUCGCCCGGCGAGCCAUGUCGCUCAGCCCCAAGCACACGACGCCCUUCUCCGUCUCCGACAUCCUCAGCCCCAUGGACGAGACCUACAAGAAGUUCGGCGCCAUGGACGGCAGCCUGGGCGCCCCCCUGGGCGUGGGCGCCGCCGCCUACCGGCAGCCCCAAAACGCAGCCCUGCCUCCGCCACCGCAGCAGCACCCCAUGGGCGCCCACAACGCCGCCGCCGCCGCCUACCACUCCAUGGCGCACGCCGGCGUCUCGCAGUUCGCUCACGGCCCCGUGGCCGGCUACUGUAACGGCGGGCUGGGCAACGUGGGCGACCUGGCACCUUAUCCAGACAGCGUGCGCGGAAGCGCAGCCGCCUCGGGCUGGUACGGAGCCAACGCGGAUCCCCGCUACCCCACGAUUUCCAGGCUAAUGGGCCCGUCGGGGGGCAUGAACAUGGCCGGCAUGGGGGCUCUGUCGGGCAUCGCAGAGGCUGCCAAGUCCCUGGCGCCCGGGCUGCACGCUGCGCCGCGGAGGAAGCGCCGGGUGCUCUUCUCGCAGGCGCAGGUGUACGAGCUGGAGCGGCGCUUCAAGCAGCAGAAGUACCUGUCGGCGCCCGAGCGGGAGCACCUGGCCAGCCUGAUCCACCUCACGCCCACGCAGGUCAAGAUCUGGUUCCAGAACCACCGCUACAAGAUGAAGAGGCAAGCCAAGGACAAGGCCGCGCAGCAGCUCCAGCACCAGCCGCAGACGCAGACGCCUCCCGAGGGGCCCGGCCUGUGCCCGCAGCAGCCGCAGCAGCAAGCGGCGUCUCCCAGGCGCGUGGCCGUGCCGGUUCUGGUCAAGGACGGCAAGCCCUGCCCGCACAGCGCCGCCGCCGCCGCCGGUCAGUCUGCCGGACAAGCUCCCAGCGCCAGCGGGGCCGGGGGCAGCGCUGCCCAGCACCCCCAGCAGCAGCAGCAGCAGCAGCAGCAAGUGACCUCCCUGAGCCAGGCGCCGGACCUAGAAGAGAUGUCCCCCAGCCCGCCUUCGCUGCACAGCCAAGUGGGCGCCCUGGCGCAGAUGGACGCGGCGGCCGUCGAGUAUAACGGCGGCCUGGUCAACGCCAGCUUGCUCUAUGGCCGGACAUGGUAACAACCCCACAAACACCUACCCACCCCCGCACACCCCCCAAAAUAAACCGAACCGCCCUGUUGCUCUUCCUCCCCCGACUCCCGCAAGAGAUGCCCGCUCCCGGGACGCAGCGACCUUCUCCUGCGCUGGCGGACUCCGACGGCAACCAACUGGACUCGGUUGGCUUAGGGAGACAGGGGCAAGCUCUCUCUGCCGUCUAAGUCCUCCUCGGCUCCAGAUCAUCCUCAGGCCACUAGCCCAGGUAUCUGCCUACUUGCUGAAGACUACAGGGGGAUUAAGGAACGAUUUGUUAACGCGGAGCUGGGGAUUAUCCGCUGGGAGCAGGUUGUUCUCUGGCGUAAUUUUGUCACCCGCUCCAGUGGUGGGCGGGAAAGCGGGGCAGAGAAGCCCCCCACCCCCAGCAAAGCUUGAUCUGAAUAUGUUCAUCAAGACAGCUCCUGGGUGGUUCCAGAACUGGGCUGGAUCGGUGUUUUGUACAUAUCCGAUCAAGGCAACCGAGCAAGAUCAACAAUGAAGUGCAACUUAUCUCUGGAAAAAAAGGGAAGAGAUCCUGUUACUAACACUAAUAAUAAUUUUAUAUGGGAGUCCCUUAAGUGCAAUCUCGUUAUUAUUGAUUGAGAGCUGAUUGAAUUGGAACUCGAGGUCGGACUAUCAGCAUGAUCCGCCAUUUUUACAAAAGGGAAGGCGCAACUGUCGCCUGGAGGGUGGCGGGGGAAGGGAGAGAGAGGGAGAGAGAGGAACCCUGACAUUCGGGAUACCCCGCCAUAGGGGUAAUUUCCAAUACAACUUUUUGGACGCGGACGCGCAAGAAAAGUUUUUAAUUAUUGUUAUUUACUAUGUGUUCGAAUGUAUUACUGGCAAAACCUCAUACAAACCCAGCCAUUGUAGAAAGAGCAGGCAAAACAAACGGCCGCCUCGUUUUACUGAAAGGUACAUGAACAGAUGAGCGAGAUGGGCACCGCUCCCUGCCUAGUUCCCAUAACAGGUCCAAUUCCGUGAGAAGUUCUCCUGCGCAAACCCCACUGAAAUCAAUGCGAGCUGAGGAGGAGCACGAAUAAACUUCCUCGAGGAGCAAUGUGCGCCUCACUGAAUUGGAAUCUCCACGUUGGUAAAAUAGGGUUGGGACUGUAUUAAGAGCUGAGCUCUUAAGAGGACCAAAAGAAGCAGUAAACAUGGACGGGGCGGAUAGAAACGGCAGAAUUCCUCUGUCCAUUAGACUGGGAGCAAAAGUUCGAAAUAAAUCCACAGGCAGGAGAAGGUGGCCCUGAAACAGGAAACAAAUUAUGUUUGCCUUUGAAGGCUGAAAUCCUCAGAAAAGUUUAAAUUGCAGUGGGCUUUAAACAGUCUCGACCCAGUGUAGGAUUGCGUCCAAAGUCAUUUGUAGUCUCUGGCGUGGGCAGGAAAAUCGCUUUUACAUAAUUUUGUAAGUCUGUUCUUUGGGCGGGGGGGGGUAUUCUGUUGUUUUAAUUGGCUGGCUGCUUUUUGCUGUUGUUUGCUGUUCUUAAAGAUGGGGAUUAUUAUUCCUUCCAACACGCCGGGUCUGAAAUAGAUCUGCCGUUCUCAAAACUAGCACGAGGUUUGUUCGUAACCAUUUUUCCUCGAAUGGUCAUCAGAAGCAAAGAGAUAAUGUCCCACGAAGGUCCUGCUUGGCGGAGGCCGUGUGUGUGCGCGUGUGUGUGCGUGUGUGUGUGUGACUUUUAAAUAAGUGGGUACAGUUUGAAAACCUCAGAUUGAAAAUAACACGAAUAAAGUAAAGGCUGGAUCGAAAUCUGAUCACAACCAUGUCAGUGAGCCGAUUCUGCCUACUUUACGCAAAGCAAGGGGAUAUCAGAAAUUCAUAAAACAGGAUGCCCGAGAAGAGAGACGCUUGUGGUGCCGCGGUUGUUAUAAGCCUAUUGGAGGGAAGUUCCCGGUUUGCUGCUGCUUUUUAAAAAAUUGAUAACAUAGGAGUUAAUUUAUAUAAUUUAUGCCAUUAGUUAGCUUUAAAGCGGGCACAAGCUCACCUGCCAAAACCCCACUGGCAGGACCAGGAGCCACGCGAAACCAGGGAGUUCCCGGUUCACAUUCGUGGAGAUGGCGCAGGAGAACUUCCAGGAGGCUUUAAGGUCCCGCUUUACCGAGCUGAAUGGGGCUUUGCCACCACCCAGCUCUAAGUGCUUCUGGCCGGUGCUGAAUUGAAGUUUCUUACACGUAAAGAGUUCUGUUUAGGAUCUCAGAGCACAACCCAAGUACUCUUGCCCAGUGCACAGAAUUCCCCUCCCGCCCUGGAAUGGCGCGAUCCUAUGCACGUCUACUCAGAAAGAAGAAAUACAUUUCCUUGGGAGGAAGUCCGGUAGGACUUACUUCCCAGUAGACACGCGAAAGACUACGCUUUCAGUGCAUUUUAGGUAAUUAUUUUGCAAACACGUUAUUGGGCAUGAUGGAUUUCUGUGUCUCCACAAUUAAGAUAAAUUUGGGCAUUUUCCAUUGCUCUAUUUUCUCCGUAUUCCUCAAAGUGACAUUUAUUGCUAAAUUUAGGUGGGAAGUCAGUUCCAUUAAAACAAAUGGAUAGUUCUUUUUGAAGUUAACACUGGAUCUUUGGAAAUACAGUAUGUGUCAUUUAAAAUAAACUCGGAACCAAGAGGACGCGAUCUAACCAAAGCUGGGCUCUUGUUUAAGUCUUUUAAACGAGAAAGCUCCAGUUUAAAUCUCUGCCUCUCGUUUCACACCAGUAUGGUUUUGAAGUACCACACUUGGGCUGGAUCUUGUCCAUUCGGAGCAAGUUAGACUGCGAUGGAAGGCCCAUUUUAAUUUAGAGGGAUUUAGGCUGCACUCGCCACUUACCUAAGCCACGUUUAGUUCAAUGGCACUUUCUUUUAUAUAAGCGCAUGUUCUGCCGCACGUGGCAUUUAAGGUGAUUGCAGUCAAUGGGACUUAAAAGUUAGUGGCUCUGAAUUUACUUUAGCUGUAUCAGGUUAGACUUAGAGGGACUAAGACACCGUGUUGUGUUUAGAAGUCGGGUUAAAAGAAAAGCAAAGCAAAACCACGCUGUGAACGAACGUCUUAAGGCUGCAAUCCUAAAUACUAGGAAAUCAGUCCCAUUGAACUCAGUGGGUCUUACUUGGGAACGCCAGUUAGAAAAUGCAUGGGGAAGAAAGAGAGAGGCUCAGACUGCAGAGAGACGAAAUAGGCUUAGCAUAUUCUGUGGUGUUUGGUUGAUGCGGGAUUUUCGUCUUCUUCGCUGCUCCGGACCGAGGCCCGGAAUGCUACCUAUAACAAAUGGCACACCUCUUUCCGAUUAAAUCCGUUUGAGAUUCAACUAUAAUAAUUAUGAGAUGGCACAAAUACCUGGGAGUAAGUCUGAACGUACUGGGACUUGCUUCCCAGGAAAAAUGCACAGGAUCGGACUGUAAGUACUUAAAUCCAAGUAUUUGGACCUAGUGGUAAAAGGACCGGGUUGCAUGAAAUGUUACAAUCCUGCUGCACCCUCACUUCCCUCCCACCUCUUAUUGUAUUUACUAUCCUAAAUAAACGUUUGGACAAAACAUACUUUA
This is a messenger RNA of Podarcis muralis (Common wall lizard), 4828 nucleotides long. RefSeq names its product NK2 homeobox 4 (gene NKX2-4). NCBI's taxonomy places the organism in Eukaryota, Metazoa, Chordata, Lepidosauria, Squamata, Lacertidae. Gene Ontology annotation, biological process: cell differentiation; regulation of transcription by RNA polymerase II. Gene Ontology annotation, cellular component: nucleus. Gene Ontology annotation, molecular function: RNA polymerase II cis-regulatory region sequence-specific DNA binding; DNA-binding transcription factor activity, RNA polymerase II-specific. The record is from RefSeq and is a predicted model, not a curated record.